AUGACAAUUGGCAAGAACUCCAGGAAAAGCUCUGCGCGGAGCUCCAUCCGGGCCCCAAAGUUUCUGGACAAAUCCAGUGGCUUCUACGGUCGCCUUGAUGAGCCUGAGGCCGCUGGAGAAGGAGAGAAGGUGAGGGGAAAAGAAGUGGAGGAGACAUUCAACUGGACAGAGGACAGCAUCAGAGAGGGGGGAGUUGCCAGCAGCCCCAGCCCAAGUGAGGUGCGCAUUUCUGGGGCAGAUGAGAAGGAAGAAGUUGAGGCGUUUGAUCUCAAUGAAGGGAUGAUGGAAGACGACGGGGAGACUCUCCUCCAGAGGAAACCCAGCCGCUGCAGCAGCCGCUGGAGAAGAAGCUCCAGGAGGAAGCAGAAGGAGGGGAGAGCCGAGGAGGACACGGCCCGGGAUGAGAGGCCCAGCCUGGGCACAGAGAGUCCCGUUGACCCACACGUCCUGAAGGACACCAAGGUAAUGAUCGAAGUGAAUAAGAUGGAAGAAAAGGAUGGGAAGGCAGGAAAGGGGAAGGAGCCAACGCUUGUUCACUUCCCGGUUCGGGAGGAUGCGGACGACCAGGUCCUGAUCAGAGACAGGAAGAGGGAGGAAGAGGAGGAGAGGAAGAUGAAGAGGGAGCAAGAGGAGGGGAAGAAGGUGGUGAAGAGGAACACGGGGAAGAAUUAUCGCAAGGCCUUGGACCGAGCCUUUCGUCGCGGCUGGGAGGCCUUCAUCACCAACAUAUACAGCGUCACGCUCACACCUGUGACAUCAUCCUCACCGCCAUCUUCUUCACCUUCGCCAAAGAAGAAACAGCAAUCUAACUUGGUGUUGGCUGAGUUUCUGUAGAACUGGAGAGCGACAUGGACGAGGAAAUCAAAUUUUUAUUCAAAUCAUGAUUACGCACUGUGUGCCAUUUGGCAUAACGUUAGUGGGGACGUUUAUAAUUACAUGAUGUGUUUGAGUCGUGUAGUAGGCCUCCGAAACAGUCAUUAUUUAUCUACGUUAAUGAAUCUUAAUCCCUUCUCAUAAAGUUUACUGCCUUGUCUCAUCUUGAUGCACAGGGAUUCAUUUUUACUUCACGAGCUGAGGGAGCCACGCUGUUGAUUCUACAGUGAAGCACUAUGGGACUGGCUUAUAUUGGAAAAACCCAGUCUCUAUGUGACUGAGUUCAGCUGCUUCUGGUUCCCUUCAACUGUGAUGCUAAUUUGGGAUUAUGUCUUAACAUUUUAGCUCCUUACAUCCGGUCCACUAUUAGGAGCCUGAAACAGAAAUAAUCUUUCUAUCCUUUUGUUUAGCACUAUGAAACUACUAAAGUGUUGAUGUGCAACCAAUAGGAAUGUUUUAUUGUCAAACAUGUUGCGAUGAUUUAUUAGUGGACUUUGGUUCUGGAGAUAUUCCUACUUGUAUGUUAGUCAGUGCCAUUUAUUGCUUUUUGACAGCUAAUCAAUUGUUGUUAAUGAAAGGAGGACAAACACCCACCCACCCACCCCCCCACACAGCUAAUUUGUAUUUUGAUAUUGUGAUAGUGAUUAACACACACAUUUGUAUGUUAAUAUUUGUGGAAAAAAUUCAGUUUUGACCAAUUUUAACACAUUUACACAGGGGGUUUCCCCAUCUGUGUGUGCACAGAAAUACAGAGUUUGACUUCCUCACUGUGUGUUCUGAUAAAGGUUAUUUAACCUGAAGAGACAGGGCAGGAGAGUGUAUGCAUGUGUGUGCAACUGAGAGAGAAAGAGAUAUAUUUAUAGCCUGGUUAUAAAACAGCAUGUCUUUUAAUUGUUACCAAUGUAGCUGCCCAUCACGUUUCUCUUAGUAGUCUAAAACACCACUCAUUGGCACUUUAAAUGUCAAAAUAGAACUAUAAACGUUCAACCGGGGACAGGAAGACAUGAUAGAAGGGAUUCAGAAGGUUUAAACAGUGUAUUAAUGAUUGGUUGACUUGUUAGAAUGAAAAAUGUAAUGUUUACAACAGACCUGUAAUUUCCUGUCAUCCACUAUGUAUAUGGUUUGGAUAUUACCUCCAGUGUAUUCUUGCAGACUGAAUAGGUGGGAAAACUUGUAAUGAUUGUCUAAAGAAUGUGUUAAUUUAAAAAGAAGAUCUUUUUGUAUCCUAAUCAAAGCAUCUGAAGUCUUGA
Molecule: messenger RNA, 2123 nt
Organism: Perca flavescens (yellow perch)
Lineage: Eukaryota; Metazoa; Chordata; Actinopteri; Perciformes; Percidae
Product: cilia- and flagella-associated protein 251
Exons: 2
Coding region: 1-834 (277 amino acids)
Source: RefSeq, a predicted model, not a curated record